AUGAGCGGCAUGCGAUCACCAGCUCCUACGGAGGUUAUGGACAUCACCAACAUGCUCAAUAAGAAAGGUCAAAUGCAACAACUUACUUCCGGUCUCCUCGAUCACCAACAAUACCAACACGCCUUCGUUAAGCACGAACCUGGUAUGGAGCGAUCAGCCUCUCCUCACGGCUCUGAGCACUCGCAGUACUCCAACCCUCACAGUAUCGCCCGAGCCUACCCAUCGCCAUCCACGAUGCAAGCGCCGAUGCAUAUGCCGAACCCUAUGUCCGCCGCCAUGACAAUGCAAGGCUAUCCCGAGAUGCCCAACAUGGGAGGCAUGCCUCACAUGCACAUGCAACAGAUGCCUCAACAACCCCCGCCUCCUCCUCAGCAGCCCAUCAAGGCUUAUCCUUGCAGUACCUGUGGCAAGGGAUUCGCUCGACGCAGUGAUCUUGCUCGCCACGAGCGCAUUCACAGCGGAGUUCGACCCCAUGUUUGCGACUGGCCGCAAUGUGGAAAGCAAUUCAUUCAAAGAUCUGCCUUGACUGUGCACCAGCGCGUGCAUACCGGAGAGAAGCCUCACCACUGUGAGACUUGCGCAAAGCCCUUCAGCGACAGCAGCUCUCUUGCCCGACAUCGUAGGACUCAUUCUGGGAAGCGUCCCUAUAAAUGCCCCUACGCUGAUUGUCAGAAGACAUUCACUCGCCGCACCACCCUCACCCGCCAUCAGAACCACCACAGCGGGACUAUCGAGGAGGCUGCUGCUGCGACCGCUGCUGCUCUUGCUGCGUCAAAGUCGAAGGGCUUGUCACAGGCUCGGUCUGAAAGCGACCACAUGUCUAACCAUGGCUCGCCCUUGACGACCCCUUCUCCUAGUCAGCGAACUAUGUCUAUGUCGCCCAGUGUCGAUCUGUCUGGUAACAACAGCAUCCCUCGCCACCCUGGUGACUUCCAGUACCUGUCACAGAAUGGUUCUCUGCCCAUGCACAUGCGUGUUGGCAGCCCUACCUCCACCUCGUCUGGCGGUUUCAAUAUGAUGCGACCUACCUCGCAUCCCACUAGCUAUGGACCUCCUCCUACUCUGGAGCCUAACCUGGAUAACAGCCAGGGUACGCCCAGCAGCAAUGGUGGAAGCCCUCACAUGGCCAAUGUUGGCUGGCAGUCUCCCUCGCACAUGGCCUCGCCCUCGCAGCACAACGCCAGCUAUGUUUAUCCUGACCCUGCGGAUGCGUAUCCUGCCAACCAAGCCAUGAACCAAAUGUAUUACAGUGCCGCUACGCACAUGCGCCGACCCCAGAGCACUGAACCUGGACUGGUACACAUGGCUUAG
Molecule: messenger RNA, 1311 nt
Organism: Fusarium mangiferae
Lineage: Eukaryota; Fungi; Ascomycota; Sordariomycetes; Hypocreales; Nectriaceae
Exons: 3
Coding region: 1-1311 (436 amino acids)
Biological process (GO): regulation of transcription by RNA polymerase II
Cellular component (GO): transcription regulator complex; PcG protein complex
Molecular function (GO): DNA-binding transcription factor activity, RNA polymerase II-specific; RNA polymerase II cis-regulatory region sequence-specific DNA binding
Source: RefSeq, a predicted model, not a curated record